Molecule: messenger RNA, 1707 nt
Organism: Alternaria burnsii
Lineage: Eukaryota; Fungi; Ascomycota; Dothideomycetes; Pleosporales; Pleosporaceae
Exons: 1
Coding region: 1-1707 (568 amino acids)
Biological process (GO): secondary metabolite biosynthetic process
Molecular function (GO): acyltransferase activity, transferring groups other than amino-acyl groups
Source: RefSeq, a predicted model, not a curated record
AUGCCAGGCGACACCACGAAAGAGCUAGAGCUAUCUCACCUCGACCAACAACCUCAUAUACGCGUAUACGGACGCUACUACAUCAUCUUUCCGUUCCCAGACAUCACUUAUGCGCACGCAGCCAAAGAAGCGCUACACACGGGCUUCAAGGAAGUCUUGCGACGAUUUCCUUAUCUUGCCGGCACGGUAGACAUUCCCGACCCCUCUACACAACUUCUUCGAGUACGCUACCCCGACCCCAUCGAUCUCGAAGCGGAAGCCCGUCGCGUCUUCACGGUUAGCUACGAUGAUGCACAACACGACUACGACGCUCUUGCCGAAGACGCGUUCGAACCCGGCGAGUUGCCCGCUACCAUAUUUUGUCCAAACGAGUUGAAAUACCACGCUGGACUAGGCAGCGACCCAUACGCCGAGAGGAUGACUUCAUUGCAAAAAGGUCCAGUUCCAGUUUUCGCGACCCAGGCUACAUUCAUUCCUGGGGGUUUGGUGCUGAGCGCUUGGUUCUAUCACGCUGUCCUUGACGGGACGGGAAAUGCAAGGAUCCAGAAAAUAUGGAGUGACGCAGUACGAGCCUUGCAUCCUCAAGCGAGCAAACCAGUGCUUAGGGUUUCCAAAUUCUACCGAGCACCCAGCUACAAAGAUCAGCUCCAACCACUGCAGGCGAUUAUUAAAGAGUGGAACGACAUUCCAGAUCCGUCAUCAGCCCGAAGCGCACUCGCAACGCUGGUCCAAGAAGCUGGUGUAGCAGACAGCUUUGCAGAUCAUUCAGGGAACCCGCUACUUGCCAAGCGUUACGAACUGCGCAAGGGACCGGAUGAAGGACUACAAAAGGUCAUCACGAACAUGUUCCGCUUCUCAUCGCCAGCUCUUCAAAAGCUUCGCAGCCAGCUAUCGACCAAGACUGGCAGAAAUAUCUCUAUCUUUACCGCACUGUCAGCGAUUAUCUGGGGAAACAUUGUACAUGCUCGAUCAGCAUUGCUCGCUGCUUCAGACAACAAGCAGUCCACACUCGCUGUCGUUGUAGAUCUCAGAAAAUAUCUUCCAAUUCCCUUUUCAUCGCCGGAUUACCUCGGAAACCUCGUACUGUCUGCCCUACCUACCCUCGAUCUUGAGAAUGCGGUACCUGACCGCGUAACGUCGCUGCGAGAGGAAGCCCUCCAUGCUCCAGACAGCUUUUUUCCGGCAAUGACUGUUCCUGCAGACCAGCAGAGCUUUUGCCUUGAGAACCUUGCAGUCAAAAUCACAGAUGCUCUGCAUGCUGUUGAUGCGGCGUGGGCGAUUACGCAAAUUAACAGCGUUCUUACGAACCCCACCGAAGCCCAACAAUCUCUUCUGAAAUUCCCCAAAGGUCCGGAUCUGUACAUCACUAGCUGGCAGAGGAUGGGCGCCGACCGUGAAUGGUACAUUCCUGGAACUAGUACGCCUAACGCAACUGCAAUCCGGAGGGCGGCUUGGGUAAGCGAGGGUGGCAUCGUAGUUCUGCCCAGGGAAGAAGACAAAGAAGGGCAAGAAGGAGAGCCGUAUGAGGUUAUGCUCAGCCUUACCCAAGCUGAUAUGGAAAGGUUUGAGUAUGGUUUGCAGAGUGCCGGGUGGUUGGUAGAUUCCCCCGUUGACAACACCGUCGACACUUUGAAUCAGCUCAUACUUGGAGCUCAUCAAGACCCUGAGGCGAAGCCGUCUGUUGGACAGGCGAGGGCGUCAUUGUAG